AUGGUAAAACCAGCGACGAAGGAUGAGAGUGGUGCUGAAUCUAACCGUUAUUCGGUUGUUUUUUCGGUGGCUGCUGCAGUCUUUUCGAGUGAGUGUUGUUGUCAUUACGGCAAUGGUGUGGCUUAUUCUAAUUCAGUAAUAUAUGCUGUCAUAUGUAAUUUGGAAUUGAAUGUUUUGAAUGAGGUUGCAAAGAGGUUAGAGAAGUUCAAAGAAACAAUUCUCACCCAAGUUAGCACGCUUGUCAUCAAACAUGGAGCCAUUAACUUAGGUCAGGGUUUUCCCAACUUUGAUGGUCCAGAUUUUGUAAAAGAAGCAGCAAUUCAAGCAAUCAGGGAUGGGAAAAAUCAGUAUGCCAGGGGUUAUGGAAUUUCAGAUCUCAACAUUGCCAUUGCAGAGAGGUUCAAGAAAGAUUCUGGACUAGUUGUAGACCCUGAAAAGGAAGUUACUGUUACAUCUGGUUGCACAGAAGCAAUUGUUGCAACUGUAUUAGGACUAAUAAAUCCUGGUGAUAAGGUUAUUCUGUUUUCCCCUUUCUAUGAUUCUUAUAUUGCCACUCUAUCCAUGGCUGGUUCAAAUAUAAAAAGUAUAACGCUGCGCCCUCCAGAGUUUGCUGUCCCGAUUGAAGAGUUGAAGUCCACCAUCUCAACGAACACUCGUGCCGUUGUUAUAAAUACCCCUCACAAUCCUACAGGAAAAGUUUUCUCCAGAGAGGAGCUCUACACCAUUGCAUCUCUUUGCAUUGAGAAUGAUGUCUUGGUUUUCACUGAUGAAGUUUAUCAUAAGUUGGAAUUUGAUAUGGAACAUGUUUCGAUUGCUUCUUUGCCUGGAAUGUUUGAGCGCACAGUGACAAUGAACUCGUUGGGGAAGACAUUCUCGUUGACAGGAUGGAAGGUUGGAUGGGCCAUAGCACCGGAACACUUAACAUGGGGAGUGCGACAAGCGCACACGUUCAUUAACUUCUCAAUUGCAAAUCCUUUGCAGUGUGGUGCUGUAGCAGCUCUUCGAGCGCCAGAUUCUUACUAUGCGGAUCUAAAGAGGGAUUAUAUAGCAAAGAGAAGUAUUUUGGUGGAAGGUUUGAAGAGUGUUGGAUUCAAGGUUUUCCCAUCCAAUGGAACCUUCUUUGUGCUUGCAGAUCACACCCCUUUUGGAUUUGAAAAUGAUGUUGCGUUUUGUGAAUAUCUAAUUAAGGAGAUUGGGGUGGCGGCGAUACCUUGCAGUGUGUUUUAUUUGGAUCAAGAAGAGGGGAAGAAUUUAGUCAGAUUCACUUUCUGCAAGGACGAGGAAACUCUUAAGACCGCGGUUGAGAGGAUGAAAGAGAGGCUUAAAAAAUAAUCUUUAUGCAUGUUCGGGUCAUGUGAUGCAUAUAUAAAUAAAGACAUUUUCCUUUCAAGUAUCCCAAAAUUUUGAACAUGUUUUCUAUAGUUCUAGCAAAGUAUAUGCGCUUAUAAAUCAAUGUUGUAUUGUACCUACUCCGUUUGAUCAUCUUUAUAUCAAUGAGGACUUCUGGUAUGAAGGUGUUGAAUAGGGAGUGCAUUAC
Molecule: messenger RNA, 1537 nt
Organism: Vicia villosa (hairy vetch)
Lineage: Eukaryota; Viridiplantae; Streptophyta; Magnoliopsida; Fabales; Fabaceae
Exons: 3
Coding region: 1-1332 (443 amino acids)
Biological process (GO): biosynthetic process
Cellular component (GO): cytoplasm
Molecular function (GO): pyridoxal phosphate binding; L-kynurenine:2-oxoglutarate transaminase activity
Source: RefSeq, a predicted model, not a curated record